UUAAAAAAUAUUCUUUAUUGUUUGGCAACAGUCUUAUUUGUUUACUUGAUUUUAGAAUUAAAUAUAGAUUCUUAUAUCAAAUCUCUUUUAAAGUUUAUUGUUCUCUUAAUUGGGUGAAACAAGAGGUUAAUGGAUUUGCAAGAAUAAUAACGUAUCAUUAGAAAAGUAUGGCUGAUGAUCCAGACAGAGAUAUUAUUCCUACGAAAGAAGUAAAACAUUUGUCCCAAACUCAAGAUUAUAAACACUCUCCUGAUAAAAAAUUUGUCACCCAUUUAUCAAAAAAUGAUUUAGAAGAUCAAGUUUAUAAGUGCAAAGAAGAAAACUAUGCACUCAAGAAGGCUGCCAAAAAACAGGAAGAAGAUAUAAAAAAAUUGACUACUAAAUUGAACCGUUUAACACGGGAAAAGAAAAGCAUUGACUCUAUGAAUAGUCCAGGCCACAAACGAGAUCUUGAAUUAGAAGAAUUGGUUGAAGACCUUCAAGAUAAAGUUCGUCAGUUGGAAAGAUCUAAUAAUCAAUGGAGAGAAAAGGCACUAGUUGCAAAACAGCAAGUAAUCCUGCAAAAUAGACGACCAAAUCCAUAUAAUCAUGUUCCUCCUAGAGUUAAUUCAGGAGUUUACAAAUCGAUGUCCUCUCCUUAUAUAUCCUCCAUGAGCGUUCGAGGGAAAAAUCAAAUUCUGCAAAAUGCAAUUAAAAAACCAACUUCAACACCGAUACCGCCUUUUGCAAUGAAUUUAUUAGAAGAAGCCAGAAAUGAAUUAUCAAAUUUAAAAAUGUUGAUGUCUAGUCAAAAAUCAGAAAUUGAAAUGUAUGAACAAGAAAAUGACAUUCUCAAGCAAAAGAUGAGAAUGCGAGAAAUAGAAUUUGAAGAUGAAAUUAAUUCAUUAAAAUCCCAGUUAACUCAACGACAAAGGCAGCAUGUGCAAGAAAAUUUAGACCUGAUUAGGUUACAUCGAGAAAUUCAGCAGAAAAAUUCCAAAAUUGUAAGCAUCCAAACACAAUAUGGUGACUUAGAAGAGAAGCUAAAGCUUUUUACAUUAAAGCAUGAUCAUAUGGUCAAAGACUUGGAGGACUUAGAGCUGAGAUUCCAAGCUGAGCAAACAAAGAAUAUGAAUCUUACAAGUGAACUGCAAAAAGCUGAAGCUAAUAUUUCUGCUUCCAUGGAGCUGCAAGAAAAGAUCAAGUCAUUGUUGAAGGAAAACGAUGUGCUACGGGAAACACAUGAUAAAUUAUUACAAAAUGCUCUGGUUAUUGAAAAAAAUAAAUCUUUUAAUCAAAUUGAAGAAAUAUUAAAAGGAAAGAUCACCAAUUUAGAAUCCAUGUUAGAAAUUCAAUUAAAAGCCAAAAGUAUUGCUGAAGAAGAAUUAAAUAAAGAGAAAGAGAGAUUCAAAUCAAAAGAGGAAGCUUAUGACCAGCUACAAGACCAUGUAAAACAUAUGGAAUCUCAUAUACAAAAUUUAGAAUCUAAAAUUGAUUUUGUAAAAUUGGAAGGAAUAGAUUUUGAUGAUCUUGAAAGAGCAAUUCAUCUUUUUAAGCAAAGCAAGGAAAAGCCAUCUUAUGCACCUGAAGUAAAUAGCUCAAACGGUACAAAAGAUACCACCAGCAAACCUACCUCACCUCUCGCUACUAACAGUCCACAAUACAUCAACUCGAAGCACUCUCCAGCACAUUAUGCUAGUGAUGAGUCAAACCAGUUGCUGUUAGCAGAAGCUGCUAAAGAAAUAGAAGAUCUAAAAAUGAAGUUAUCAGAUUAUGAAGUGAAGAAUAGUGCCCUUUAUGAAGAAUUACAAAAUUUGAAAGAUAUGUUUCAGACACAACAGAACCUAACUGAAGUUUCACAAGAAAAAGUGCAGUCUUUAACAAACAGUCUCAAACAGCAAGAAAUAGAAUUUCAGUCGAAACUUAAAGAGCUUUCUCACUUGCUUGAUAUCAGAGCUACACGAAUUCAAAAACUAGAGAAACAGUUAAAUGAUAUUGCAUAUGGGACUAAUACAUUUUCAAUGCCACCAACUAAUGAAGGAGAAAAGCCCAGUCCAAUUCAGUUAAGUCGGGGUGAAAAUGUAUUUGAAAUCCAUAUUGAUAAGAUAAAAUUUACUCUCAUGGGAAAAAGAAGUUUCUUUAGUCCCACGUCUAGCAUAUUUUUAACAUGGAGUUUUUAUGAAUUUGAACUUCAAUCUACUCCUUUAGUUUCAUCUGAAAAACCAGAUGUUAACUUCACUGCACAAUAUACAGUUCAAGUGGAUGAUUAUUUUCUUAGUUAUUUACUUGAUGGUACUGUUAUUUUAGAACUACAUGAAUCUUUAGGAGUGGAUUACAGAACCCUUUCAUCUUGUCACAUAAAUCUUUCUGACAUUUUCAAAGAAUCUGUGACAAAAAUGCAUGGCACUACUACAUUAAUGGGUGAAGGAUCAGUCGAAUUUGGAUCUGUUGAAUACUGGGUGCAAUUAAAGAUUCCCAUGAAAGAAGCUUUCAAGUUCUUUAAAGAAAAAAUGAAAGCUUUGAAAUACAUUCACAGUAAUAAGCAAAUUUCUACAACAGCUAUACAACUUUUAGGACAACCAUAUGACAAGGAUUCUCAAGUUAAUCAACUGCAUGUAAAAAUACUGAGAGCCAUGAACCUAAAACCUAGACAAAAAGAUCUUCAACCCUCUGCUUAUUGUGUAUAUAAAUUUUAUGAUUUGCCUGAUCAAGACACCGCUAUUGUUCCUGCCUCUAACAACCCGGAGUUUAUGGACCAUCAUACUUUUACUUUGUAUAUUGAUCCUGACAUUGAAAAAUAUUUAAAAAAUGAAAAUUUGGAUGUAUAUGUUUUUGAUGACAAUGAUCCAGAUAUAAAUACCUAUAUUGGGAGAGUUUCUAUACCGCUCUUUCCUCUGGUGCAGAAUGAAUCAAUUAAAGAAAUAUUCCAAUUGCAUAAGCCAAAUGAUGACACUGUUUCUGGAUCCAUUGAAAUAGCUAUGUAUUGGCAGCAUGACUAUCAGCCUGCAACAUCUGACACAUCUACAAUAGGCAGUGCUCAGCAGAGAGAGCAACUGAUGAAAGCAAUAAGCGAAGAAAAUAAAUCCAGCUCUGAUGAAGAAAUGACUGCUGCUGAGGAACCUAUGCUUGAAUAUUCAGUCUCAACUCCACCUGUACCUAAACCAAGGACACUCCCAACAAAACCAGCUAUGUCAACUCCUAUUUCUAAACAGUCAGAGUCAUCUUCACAUGUAAGCUCAAAUAAUGGCAAUGAUGCUCUUAUACUCGACUCUCUGCCAGUUUCUCCUAUUCAACACGCUGAUUCUGAAAAAAUUCCGAAACCUGCUGAAAGAAAGUCUAAACCUCUGAAUGAUGAAAAUACUCAAAUAGUGCAGAACUUUCAAAGAAUAAAAAAACUAUACAAUGAAGAUUUAUCAGAUGGCUUGUCUGAUUCUGAAAAGAAAACAUCAUUUGAUGGUGAAAGCGACGAAGAUAAGCAUGAUAUGGGAUAUAGCUACAGUGAGGAAUCUGAUAGCGAGACAGAUGCUUAUUCACAACAUCUUAUUAAAGCACCAAUCAGCCAUGUGCCUUCUAUUACAGUAUUAAUAUCUUACCUCACCAUACGAAAAGAAGCAGCAGUUUUGCUUGAUUCUAGGGUUAAAUUAUUGUAUGUAGACUAUCAGUUUCUAAAUUAUCCUCUUGAAGAGCUUGAAACUCCCAUCUCCCUGCCAAAGAAAGCUUAUCCUGAAAAGAUUGAAUAUAAUUUUAAAAAAGUCUUUACUUUGGAGCCAGCUAAUUUGGAGAAGUGGAAUUUACUGUUGAAAAUGAUUGCUUCGGAAUCUCCUGGAUCAAGCUUGAUAAAAUUUACUGUUGUUAGUGAGCCUCCACCAGAAGAGCAAGACUUAGAUUGUGAAGAUGUUGGCUAUGGCUCUGUUGAUCUUCGUGAGAUCUUGAAAGAACAAAAAGACAAAAUUCAUGAAGAUAUCCUAAUCUAUGAUGCCACAAAUUCAAGUAAAGUGAUAGGAGCUCUGAAUAUCAGUAUUCAGGCACUUGAAGCAUUGUCAUUUUUAAAAACAUUUACUAUGCCAUCAUCACUCAGAAGUUAAACUUGCAGUUAUAUCAAAGUCAUAAAUAGAACUACUAUUUAAAUCUUAUUACCGUCCAUAUUCAUAAAAGAUUCUUUGUUGUAUGUGCUUAAUAGCAAUUGCCAAAUUUGUGUUCAAAAAUUUAAUUAUGUAAAAGAACGCAGCAUUUAAAAUGUCAUGUUUCAAAAUUUCACCAAUUUGACUUGUUAUAGGCAAGCAAAACUUAUAUUAAAACUUUAAUUGUAAAUUGAAUAUGUUCUAUUCUAAAAUGGCUUGAUUAUAGACCUAGAAAAGCUUAAAAAUUAUUAAGUUUGUUUUUCAUAUUCAAGCAAAGCUUUUAUUAAAACUUUAAUUAUAAAUUGAAUAUGUUCUGUUCUAAAAUGGCUUGUUUCCAAUCCUACAAAAUGUUAAGUAUUAAGUUUUUUUUUAACGAUGCGUAUGUGUUUAAAUUUUUAAUCCUUAAAAUUCAUUAAAAAGCUUAUUUAAUAUAAUUAUUUAAAAUUUUGACAAUCAGUAAAAGUGCCAUUUCGCGUGUACAAAAUCUAAAAUUUGCACCAUUGCCAACUUCAAAAUAAUUUAAAAAUUAACAAUUUUGCUCAAUUGCAACCUUUUUAAAAGCAAUCAUGAAAAUUCAAAACCAAUAUAUAUACUUUAAAUGCUGUAUAUGUAUUAUGCACAAGUAAGCAAUGUACAAAAACAAAUUUGGCAAUCGUUGAUUUUAAAUUGUGUGUACUUAAUUUUUUUUAUACAUUUUAUAUUUAUAUCAAUAAUAUUUAUGUACAGUUAUUUUUCUAGUCAUUUGCAAAUAUAUGUCAUACAUUACAAAUCAACUAUAGUCAUUUUAUUGAAAUUAGUGCAUUUUUAUAUUAGGAAAAUAAGAAUCAAAUCUAUUACAUUGAGCUCUCAUUAAAAUUGUUAUGCAGAUCUAAAAUGUUUGUAUUGAACAUAGGACUUUCAAAAGUUUUUUUAAGAAAAAAUUAAUUAUGUAAAUAUUUACUUGUAUUAUUAAAUCAUUUUCUUUCCAUUUAAUUCAGAUGAAGACACAUUCAGCCCUGAUACAUACAAGUUCUAAAUUAAUAUUUUCUAUAUAAAUGUUAAAACUAGCUUUCAUAUAUCAAAUGAAGUACAAACGUUUGCUGGCUAAUAGUUUCUUAAUCAAAAUAUGUCAUAUUUUUUUCAAAAAUAUAAGUGUAAAGUUAAAUUAUAAGAACAAUUUAAAAAAUGUACUGCAAUCCCAUUAGCCAUGAAAUUUAGACCAGUAAAAAAAUGAAAUGUUACUAUACAGUUUCUGAAUUAUUAUCAAUCAUAAACAUAUGUAAUAGUUGAUGAUGCAUUUAUUUAAAGAAAAAAAAUAGAGUAUUUUAAAGUGUCGGGUUAAAAUAACCUCUGCUUGAGAUUAUUUUGACCCAGUCAUUUUAUUUCACUGGUAUUACAUUGUACUUUAUACAUUAGACCAAUGUGCCUCCUUCAUAUUAGUUAUUUUAGCUCUUAGGUAAAUGAAUUUAAAGUGUAAUUUUAUCAAAAGAUUUUACCAUCAAAAUAAUCAUUUCAACGAUAGAAAUAAAGCUGAUUUUAAUAUUAUAGCUCAUUCAUAAGUUAUGGACAAAACUUUCAAUUAUCUAGGAAAAUCAGGGUUCCUACACGGUCCUGACUUUUUAGCUUAAUUUUAGAAUAGCCUGCAAAAGUCAGGAUAUUCUAAAAUUAAGCUAA
Parasteatoda tepidariorum (common house spider) is the source of this 5753-nucleotide messenger RNA. RefSeq names its product protein fantom. Lineage: Eukaryota; Metazoa; Arthropoda; Arachnida; Araneae; Theridiidae. The record is from RefSeq and is a predicted model, not a curated record. Gene Ontology annotation, cellular component: ciliary transition zone. Gene Ontology annotation, biological process: non-motile cilium assembly.